Messenger RNA from Zophobas morio, 1390 nucleotides. RefSeq lists its product as uncharacterized. The record is from RefSeq and is a predicted model, not a curated record. Lineage: Eukaryota; Metazoa; Arthropoda; Insecta; Coleoptera; Tenebrionidae. The coding region runs from base 87 to 1295 and encodes 402 amino acids. The transcript is spliced from 2 exons.
UAAAAUCAGUCAUUUUAAAAACAUCUCUUCAAUUGUUUUGACUAAAAUUACUUUCAGACAAUCUUCACAGCGUCUAUAAAACUACAAUGGAAGAUGAAAUAAAAUCUUGGCUAAAAAAUAUCUUGAAAGAAGAGAUAGAAGAUCAUUCUGUAAACGUUUUAGGGAAUGCAGAAAAAGGUGAAGGGUACUUGAGCGAUAUAUUGUAUGUAAAGUUAACCCCAAAGAGUAACAACCAAAUCGAAACCUACGAAUUAGUUUUGAAGUGUAACAGAAUUAACCAAGCAACGACUCCCAUCAAGGAAGCAUUUAGAACUGAAAUGUUCAUUUACAAUGAAGUGAUUCCUGCAUUCACCAAACUUCAGACGGAGAAAGGCCUUCACAAUUGGUUCAGCAGUGUUCCAACGUGUUAUGGAACACUCACUACUAAAGAUGUGCAAAUUAUUGUUCUGGAAAAUUUGAAAACGAGCGAUUACGUCUUGUGGGAUAAGAAACAUCCAUUUACGAGAAAACAUAUGGAUCUUAUUCUCGAAGAGUAUGCAAAGUUUCACGCCCUCUCCAUUGCUUUGCAGCAACACGAUCCUCAGAAGUUUAAGGAAUUAAGUGACGGUUUAGGUGACACAUUUAUUAGAGAGUUCGUAAAGACAAACAAUAUGGAUACAGUCUUUGGAAGGGCUGCACUAGAAAUAUACGAUUUAUUGAAAGGUGAUCUAGAUGAAAACACGCUGAAUACGUGGAAAAUUUUGUACGAAAAAGCAUACUUUAUUCUUGAGGGUAUGGUUGACAAAAAAGAAACACCAAAAGUAAUUUUGCACGCUUCGUGUUGGUGCAAUAACUUUAUGUUCAAAUAUGACCCUGCUGACAAUUUUUCACCAGUUAGGGUUUUUGUGUUGGAUUGGCAAUUGUCAAAAGCCUCGUCGCCGAUUCUUGAUUUAUCAUAUUUUAUCUUUGCUAACAUAUCUACCGAAGACGUACAACAUAUAAGCGAUAUUUUAAAUGGUUAUUAUGAGAAACUACAAUUCCGUUCAAGUCAGCUUGGGACUGAUCUGCAUAAUUUAUAUUCAAAGCAACAGUUUCUAGACGACUGGCGAAAAUAUGCGAAAUAUGGUGCUCUAUAUGCAUGUCUGAUAUACAAAAUUUGCACUACUGAAAAAGAUGAAGUCGUUGAUCUAACUGAUGUUUCUGAUACUGAUACAAAUUUCUUUGAGGCGUUUUGUUAUGAAGUCAAGAAUAAAGUUGCCUUUAAAAAUCGGGCAAGACAUGUUGUAAACUACGUAGUUGAAAAUAAGCUAAUUUAACCAAAAAUUAGCAGUGAAUGAAUAUGAAAUGUAUAUGUUCCUAUAUACUCCCCUAUUUUUAUAUUUUUUUAAUAAAUGUUAGGAUUUUUUGUUUA